Molecule: messenger RNA, 2517 nt
Organism: Geosmithia morbida
Lineage: Eukaryota; Fungi; Ascomycota; Sordariomycetes; Hypocreales; Bionectriaceae
Product: xeroderma pigmentosum group C-complementing protein
Exons: 2
Coding region: 1-2517 (838 amino acids)
Biological process (GO): mismatch repair; nucleotide-excision repair
Cellular component (GO): nucleotide-excision repair factor 2 complex; XPC complex; cytoplasm
Molecular function (GO): damaged DNA binding; single-stranded DNA binding
Source: RefSeq, a predicted model, not a curated record
AUGGCACGGCGAAAGCGCACAGAUACAGGCAAUGCCAGCACCCAGGGUGCAGCAGGCGUAUACGAGGCCAUGCUGGCCGAGGUCGGCGUGUCAAGGCAGCGGGAGGAGCAGCAACGCUCACCACACACCGGCCGUCCGCUAAAGAGGCGCCGCGCGGGCCAACAGCCCCAAGCAGAGGAUGCGGCCCUACAGCAGGCCGAACAUGACGAUGACGACGAUGACGACGAUGACGAGGCUAUCGAGUUCGAAGAUGUUUCCCUUCCAGCACCGACAGUGCAGACAAUGAAGGUGGAUUCGGACGAGGAAGACGACGACGAUGAGAACGUUCAAUUCGAGGACGUCGACUUCAUGGCACCGCUCAAGUCGACGGUAGCAGCGGCAGAUGGCAACCUAGAACUAGACCUUUCAACCGAAAAAGCAUCCCUGACAUCGGUAAGGAAAUCAACGGCCGAUCGGCGCAAGCCCAUGACCCGCGAGGAGAAGCAGCAGCGCAUCACCAUCCACCAGACACACGUCCUGUGCCUGCUCUUCCACGCCGCGCGGCGCAAUCAGUGGUGCAAUGACUCCGAAGUUCAGGAGCACCUGCGCCGCCGCCUAACGGACAAGACAGUGAUGUACCUGAACCCCGGGGCCAACCUGUCGCAGUUUGGUCGCUCCGAGAGCCUCAAGAACGGGCUGCGUCAGGCCGAUGCCAUGUGGAAAACGAGAUUCGAGAAGACAGAGCGGGGUCUGCGGCGUGCUCUCUGGGCCGAAGACGCCGAGCAACUACGGAAUUAUGAACCUCCGGAGGACAUGGACUCCUGCAUGGAUCGCGAAGACUUUAGGAACGCGGCCAAGACACUCCAAGGAUCGCGUGAUGUGGGCGCACAGCUCUACUGUGCCUUGCUCCGUAGCGCCGGCGUGAGGACGCGGCUGGUCUGUUCCCUUCAGCCUUUGACUUGGACAGCCGGGGCACCGACGCUCCCCAAGUCCAAGGCUAAAGGCAAGGCUAAAGCGGAGGCCAAGAAGGCCGAGAAGGGUGAACAGCUGCGCGCCUCGAUGGCGAAUUUCCAGGCCAGGUCUGUGGCAGCCAGGGCAUCGGUGGUGGCAGCAGCAGGCCCACCUACGGCACGCCGGCGGCUGGGUCACCCAGACGCGGCAUCGUACGGGUUCACAUCCGCCACGGCAACUUCAUCACCGUCAUCACCAGACCGUCGGUCAACAUUCGCGACGCCCAAGAACAUCCGCGAGUCAGCCUACCCCAUCUACUGGGUCGAGGUACUAGACGUCGGGCACCAGAAAUGGCAGCCCGUAGAUGCCGUGGUGACGCACAGCUUCUGGAAACCCCAUGUGUUAGAGCCGCCCGCGUCAGACAGGGAGAACUGCAUGACCUAUGUGGUGGCGUUCGAGGCCGACGGCACAGCCAAAGAUGUGACUAGACGAUACGCCAAGGCGUACACGGCCAAGACGCGGCGGCUACGGAUCGAGAGCGGCCUGGAAGACGGCGCAAGAUGGUGGCGGAUGGUCCUGCGGCCCUUUUCCCGACGACGGCGCGAGGACCUCGACCAGAUCGAGGACAACGAGCUGGCGGGCAUUGAGGCCAGAGAACCCAUGCCGCGCAACGUGCAGGACUUCAAGGACCAUCCCAUCUAUGCUCUGGAGCGACAUCUCCGGAGACACGAGGUGCUCGUCCCGGGGGCUACACCAUCGGGAACCGUGGGUGCGGGGGCCAGAGCCCCACUGGAGAAGAUAUACCGCCGCAGAGACGUGCGCGUGGCCCGCACAGCGGACAAGUGGUACCGCGCGGCGGGCCGGGUGGUGAAGCCCAACGAGAUACCAGCCAAGUGGCUGCCUCCCAAGAAGACGCGCGACCACGACGGCGACCGCAACAGUGCGGGGACGCCAAUCUACAGGUUGGAUCAGACGGAGCCGUAUGUGGCUCCGCCCGUGCGCAGCGGCCGGGUGCCGAAGAACAAAUUCGGCAAUAUAGACAUGUACGUCCCCAGCAUGGUGCCCCGCGGCGGCGUGCACGUGGACGAGGAGAACGCCGGGCGCGCGGCGUUCCUACUGGGCAUCGACUACGCGCCCGCGCUGACGGGCUUCUCCUUCAAGGGCAGGCAGGGCACCGCCGUGCUGCGCGGGGUAGUGGUGGCGGCAGAACACGAGAGGGCGAUGCGCGAGGUGCUGGUGGGGCUGUGCGACCUGGAGAGGGAGGCGGAGCUCGAGAGGCGCAAAGUCAGGGCGCUCAAAAGCUGGAGGAGGUUCCUCAUGGCGCUGCGGAUACGGGAAAGGGUGUGGGCUGGGGUGGAUGAGGGGGAGAGGAGGGAGGCUGAUCGGCAGGCCCUGGAAGGCCAUCGGGUUAACGGUAGCGGUGAUGGCGAUGAUGGUGAUUUCGAUGACUGUGGUUUGGAGGAUGCACAGAGCGACGUCACCGAAGAGUUCGACAUGGUUGCCGAUGAUGAGGACGGAGGGGGGUAUGUUGGAGAUGAUGCCGAGGAGUAUGGCGGGGGGGGGGGGGGGGGAUUCAUUCCUGAGUGA